GUAAAGGUGUUCCAUCCACUUCUAAUCAGGAAAAUGAGAAUGUCAGUGGUUGUGAAGAAGUAUGCUACACUGUCAUUAAUCACAGGCCCUAUCGGAGACCCUCCCUGAACUCCAACGAUGAUGGUUAUGAGAAUGUCGCAAAGAGAGGGAGACCAUUAAGGGAAGGGCCAGAAACAGAAUAUGCCCUUCUCAGGAAACCUUGCACUAUUAGGUCUUCUUCCUGUACAGCUGAGAAUGAUUACGAAAUUGUGCUUCCUCAAUAGAAUACUCCUGCCUCAUCAUCUUCCAGUAAUAAAGAUGACCAAAUGGUGACCUCCAGGGGAGUCUUUCUCUUUCAGCAGUACAGCAACUUUUACUUCUGGCCAGACUUUGUAAAUGAUAUUCUUUCACUGUACCACAUUAAGAAACUGAAAUAUCUCAUCAACGUGGUUUGGGUAAAGCCACAUAAGUUGAUAUAAUGAUAUAGAGUAUUAGACCUCUUUUUCUUUGUAAGGUUUGAGGAUGUGGAAAUUGUAGGGGGGGUCCUCCCUAGAAUAAUGAACAUCUACACAUAUGUGACUUAGAAUAUCCAACUCCAAUUCUACUUUCCAAAUUUCAGAGGCCAGCAUUCACAGUCCUAAUUAUUUAUUUCAAUUUUGAGGUGUAAUCUACUCAAUAAAUUCUUAACAUAAUAAGACCAGUGACCAGAACCUUUGCUAACUGAAUAUUUACUUCAAUUUUGCCUUUUCUGCAUACUGGAGAUUUUGCAUGUAAAUUUGUGGUAGCAGUUUAAGAAUUAACAGGGUUUGAUACUGGCCUUUCUAAGAGGAAAAGCUGAGAGUGCAAUUUAAAAAAAGGAAUGAGGUUUAGUAGCCCAGUGUCUUUCUUUCUGAUAGUCAAUCAGAUAAAUUUGUUCAAAGUUUACUAAAAACUGAAAGCAUACUUGUACUUACAGUUUUGUUCACAAUAUACUAGUUAAUUUAAAUGCUAGUUAUUUUUAAUGAAGAAGGAAAAAUAGUGUCUUGUUUUAAAAAUCAGGCAUUAUUAAACAACCCAUUUAUUUUUACUUUCAUUCUCAAGGAGAGUCUAAACAACUUGCCAACUUCCCACUGAGGACAUAAAGUACAUAACGGAAAAAACAUCAAUAAUUAAUUUUUAUAUAGCUACAAUAUACUGACCUUUUAGGUUACUGGCAAGGAUAAAUCAAUAGAUGUCAGCUAACUUUCUGUUUUGUUUUUCAUAUUUUUUCAUUAAAAUGACAUGUGCUGUAGGAAGGAAUCUCAUUUCUAGUUAUCAGUUUAAUACUAGACUUAAUCUAAAAUAAUGUCUGUUAUUCUUCUAUGCACAUUAAUUUCUAACAAAAGGUAAACUGAGACGCUUCUCUACACUGGAGCUCCUUUACUGUCUCCUCUAUAGAACUACCUGGAAGAGAGUGGGUAGACAGAGAAAAUGGACAAAUUAACAGAAUGUAAUAGCUCGUGUCAAAAUAUAACUUAUGUUAUUUAUUAGGAAUGAUCUCAUAUAAUAGAAGAUACAGAUAAUUACCAUUUAUGGAGCAUUUGCUGGGUUCUAAUUGUGUAACUUAUUGGUUUUAUACAAAUUUUGACUCCCUAUUCUUGGUAAAUUCUUGUGUUCCUUUGAAGUGAUUUCAAUGUGUGGAAGCAGAACUUAACAGAAAUCUUAUAGUUCUGGAAAAGUCACCCUGUCUGAAAUAUGUAGAAAUAUUGUAGAAAUCAGUCAACUUUCAGAAAUGACAAAAGUGUUUUUUAUUGUAGAAAUUAGUCAACUUUGGGAAAUGACAAAAUUGUUUUACCUUGUAGAAAUCAGUCAGUUUUAGGAAAUGACAAAAUUAUUUUUUCUCUGUAUGCUUUUGUAGUUAUUUUUCACAUGUAAUAAAUACUAUAUUCAAGAUAAUGACUUAUUUUAAUAUACUUAAUAAUAUGGAAUUAUAGGAGAAGGGGCAGUCAAUAGGACAAUGAAUAUUACUGUUUAGUAAAAGAAAUAUAGAAAUCUAAAAGCAUAGAUAUGACCUGGUUGUAAAUCAUACCCUAUUUCUUGUGGAGAUUCAGUAUUUGUUUUUUUUUUUUUUUUUUUUAGUAUUUGUUUUUAAUGUAUAAUCUGUCUUUCGUUCAGCAUAAUGAAUGUUUCACCUUGUAGUUGACACUUUUACUAGUAUAUUACUGAAUGAAUAACUCAUAAUUUUUAAUCUAAUUAUUUGCUGAUGGGUAUGUGAGGCAUUUACAGUUUUGACAUUAUAAAUAAAGCUGCUAUACAUCUA
Molecule: messenger RNA, 2257 nt
Organism: Odocoileus virginianus texanus
Lineage: Eukaryota; Metazoa; Chordata; Mammalia; Artiodactyla; Cervidae
Source: RefSeq, a predicted model, not a curated record